UAGUCCAUACUCCAUACAUAAUGUAAUCCAUUUCACUUGUGUGGGUUCAUCUUUCCUUCUGCAAACUGAAAGCGGCAAGUAUGAGUGGCAGUGGUAGGAGCGAAGGAGUGGUGGUGAAUGCAAGUGAAGAAGAAGAAGAAUUCGUUUACAGAAUAAGCACCGCUGAGGAGUGGGAAGCGAUGCAGAGAAGUGGGACCAAUUUUGGCGGAGAACUUGACAAGUCCACUGGUUGCAUCCAUCUUAGUAAGCUCCACCAGGUACAGUCAACUUUGCAGAACUUCUUUCUGAACACUAAGAGGGACCUAUACCUGCUCCAAGUUGACACUAAAAAGCUUGGGGAUGGAUUGGUAUAUGAAGUUGUGGAUGGUUCAAAUGUCUUUCCCCAUUUCUAUGGCCCAUCUCGGAGUUAUAGUCCUCUUCCUUUGGAUGCGGUUACAAAAGCAGAGAAAUUGACUUUAUCAGGAAGGAAUAAAGUCAAGAGGCCCAAAAGAAGAGUAGAUUCAAAGUAUUGUGGUAGACAAAAUCAUUUCAUAUAAGAGGGUAAAAAUAUUUGAAAACGAUGCUGGUGAACGAACCUUCCUCAGUCCUCACCCUUCCGCAUAGUGGGAAAAUCUUUUCAUUUUCUUCAAUGAUAAAAAAGUGUAGUGUCAUGACUAGCUUGAAUUGUUUGCGUUGAAUUUAUUUUUAUUUAGAAGAUUAUUGAUUGUCUGAUUUUAAUUUUUUUGGUUAUUAUUAUGGAGGCCUCUUUCUUA
Messenger RNA from Cornus florida, 752 nucleotides. RefSeq lists its product as uncharacterized. NCBI's taxonomy places the organism in Eukaryota, Viridiplantae, Streptophyta, Magnoliopsida, Cornales, Cornaceae. The transcript has 4 exons. The record is from RefSeq and is a predicted model, not a curated record. Bases 81 to 536 code for a protein of 151 amino acids.